Molecule: messenger RNA, 1944 nt
Organism: Exophiala viscosa
Lineage: Eukaryota; Fungi; Ascomycota; Eurotiomycetes; Chaetothyriales; Herpotrichiellaceae
Product: NADP-dependent oxidoreductase domain-containing protein
Exons: 4
Coding region: 1-1608 (535 amino acids)
Source: RefSeq, a predicted model, not a curated record
AUGGGGCCCAUGGCAGCUGUUCGUCCUGAGCGGACGGUCAUUGGGGGUUCGCUGGAGAUCUCCCGCAUGAUCAACGGUCUCUGGCAACGUGCUGAUGGCCAUGACAAGAAAAGCGAUAUUGCAGUCGCUGUGGAGGUCAUGGACAACUUAACUCAUCGCGGAUUAGAUACAUUUGAUAUGGCUGACCACUAUGGAGAUGCAGUCCUGGCACUGAUUCAUACUCAAAACAGAACUGGUUAUUGGAGAGCACAACACUACUCGACUUGGUGCGAGCACGGUAGCAUUCACCAAAUGGUGCCCAGCAGUGACUGGAGUCAAGACCUUGAAAAUGCUGAGGCCGCUGUCGACCUUGCGCUUCGCCGAAUGAACCAAAAAAAGAUUCAUCUUCUUCAGUAUGUCAUAGACCACGCCUGGGACUUUUCGGACGAUACGUAUCUACAUAACCUUGAUCAUCUGCGAAUACUCCAGGAAAGGGGCAAGAUUGGACUAAUCGGUCUGACAAAUACCGAUGCCGCCCAUCUGGAGCUCCUUCUGGAUUCUGGAUUUCCUAUAGCCACGAAUCAGAUCCCGACCAACGUAAUCGAUCGACGGCUGACCCGCGGGCGUAUGAACGAUCUCUGUCUGAAACACGACGUGGGUAUUCUUGCCUACGCGACAUUGCUGGGCGGUUUCCUCAGCGAAAAAUGGCUGAGAAAGUCUGAACCUGCCAGUAUGGACGAGCUCAAUUGGAGCUUGCGCAAGUAUCUCCGCUUUAUCUGGGCUGCCGGCGGCUGGGGCCCCUUUCAAGUCGUUCUUGAGGCAUUGAACACGGUAGCACAAAGGCACGGCGUAUCUAUCGCCGCUGUUGCGACUCGAUAUGUCCUUGACAUACCAUCUGUGAAGGCAGUAAUCGUUGGCUCUCGAUUAUCUGACGAUUCUGAGCAUUAUGUCGAAAGGAACCUAGAGGCAUUCCAGCUCAACUUGAGCAAGGAAGAUCUUCUAGUGAUACAAGAGGCGCAGGAGGGAUUGACAGACAUACCAAAUGAUUGUGGAGACGAGUACCGCAGGGCCCCUAUCCUCACUGCUGCCGGCGAUACGAGCCACCACUUUGAGGAAACGACCGCAGCAAAACCUACGAGAGGCAGUUGCUCAUGGCAAACGGGUAGAGUACUCGUCUGGAAGCAAGUGGGAGCCGAUCGCUGUAGGAAGAUACUUCACCCCUGGGUCCACAGCCGUGCUAAUGAGAUCGUUCAGGGCUACUGUAGAGCUGUUCGGGCAGGGAAUGUCAUCCGCAUCUCUGGCACCACUGCGAACUCUCCUAUACCUACCAUCCCAGCCAUUGGUGGAUGCUGUGCGCGAAGUCAGACCGUGCGCGUCUUAGACAUCAUCGAGAACGCCCUGAAAGCACUCGGGUCAUCCCUUUCUGACGUUGUGCGGACUCGCAUUAUGAUCCGGGAUGCCAGUGUCUGCGAAGAGGUUAGCCGAGCUCACGGCUGGGUAUUUCAGAUGGCCGGUGUCCGUCCCGCCAAUACUCUUGUAACUGCUGGUCUAGUAGGAGAUCACAUGCUCGUAGAGAUCGAGGCUGAGGCGGAGGUGGAAUGCGCCAUGGCAGGAGUUUACAGUAUUUGAAGUAGUGCUGUCUGUGGUAACAAUACUUCGAACAGCUGCGCCAUUGUGUAUCACCUAGAUCUACAAAUGGCAUGCGAGGACGAAAUCAAAAGUAUUGCCGUCCAAAACGUACCCCCGGCGGCUGGACGGCACGCGGGACCCGCCCUGUGAUCAAUGCCCAAACAUUUCUAAUAUGUCUUCUUAUCAAAGCCAAGAUACGGUCCAUACCCCUCUUGAAAAAUCUACCUGUGCAGCCAUGACUGGAAACGUGUCUGUGUGGCUCGAGGCAAACCAUUAAGACUUGUGCCACGGGCGCAUUGGGCUCAAGAGACAGUACAGGCGCCGCAAUCAGCCACA